Gryllus bimaculatus (two-spotted cricket) is the source of this 450-nucleotide messenger RNA. The record is from the annotation of a GenBank genome assembly. Lineage: Eukaryota; Metazoa; Arthropoda; Insecta; Orthoptera; Gryllidae.
CCAUUCGGGAUCUUGCCCCCAACGUGCCCCUCCUGGCCGCCGGGCGCGUUAGGGCGCUGUUUGGCCACCGGGGCGCCCUCCAAGGGCGUAAUUAAACGGGGUCGGCCGGCGCGGCGGCGUAGGGCUGGCGCGGUGGCGGAGUUGGGCGGAGUAUCGGACGGCGGGAGAGGGAACAACGAGAAGUUAAUAAGAGGAGAUCAAGUUGGGAAGGAAGAACAGGCAUUCCGCGGUGUCUGGAGAGCCAGUCCGAUACAACUACCCUGCGGAAACUCUAGAUGCUGCGGGGCUGGCAUACCUUCGGCUGCCCCGGUUCGUGAGCUGCUUGGAAUGAAUUCAGGGCAUUUCUCAAAGUUAGUAGCUGUUUUUACCAUUUAUGAAGCUUUGCAGAUUUUACCGGUGGUGAGUUUUGACAAAAUAUUGCUGAAGUGAACGUUUCGAACUGUGACCACC